Molecule: messenger RNA, 219 nt
Organism: Aspergillus niger
Lineage: Eukaryota; Fungi; Ascomycota; Eurotiomycetes; Eurotiales; Aspergillaceae
Exons: 2
Coding region: 1-219 (72 amino acids)
Source: RefSeq, a predicted model, not a curated record
AUGCCAGGGUUUUCUUCAAGAAGCGAGCGCGUUUCUCCAGCAACAAACGAAGCCAAUCCUUCUAGAGCAUUUAGUUCGCAUCCCUUCCCUUCCUUAGAAGGUGUCCAAGACUCUCUACUCCGACCGGGAAGCUUGUUCCUAGCGAAGGCUGCCGGCAAAUGCUAUGCAGGGCGAGACUAUGCAGGUCGCUGCAAGAAGACGGAGCACACCAACCAUUAG